AUGGACUUCGGAACCCUUUCAUACAGCGACCCUAAAGCACAAGAAUUCGACGCACUUGCCUCGGAUGUAUUUGAGACCAUCAAAGGCAAACUUUCGGCUUUGGACGAGGCCGAUACACUGGCCGAACUCAUCGUAACUGACAAGAUGCCCCGUGGCGAGCUCACCAAGACCAUCUACAUCGAUGCUCGGCCAACUGGCACUCGCUUGCUCGAGUCUCCGCUUCCGGGUAUGAGCGUAGACGUGACCAUUUCUCUGCGUCCGGAUAUGUUUUUCGGCUUGGCAAACGGAAACUUAGACGUGAACAUGGUUGCCCGUAUCGGCUUCAACGCGCAGGGCGCCAACCCUCCGAAGUCACACGAUCUCUUGGAUCGCAUGUCUCUUCGACCGUCUAAAGUCAUGAAUCCCAAGGAUUACACAUUCUCUGAGGACGCGCUCCCGAAACCAACGACUGACAUUGCGGAGAUUAAGCGCAACAUCAAGAAAUUCGGAUACGGGUUGGUCAAGGACGCCUUAGCGCCGGAACAGGUUCAAAUUUUGAGACGAGCCAUUCUCGAGCAAGCUGCCGGUGAGCGGAAGGCUGGCGUAGCCGACAUCGAAGGUGGGACUAACCAACGAUUGUGGAACGUUGUCAACAAGGGGGAUGAAUUUCUAGAUCUUUUGAACCACCCACUGUUUGACGAACUGCUCGCCUGGUUUCUGGGAGAUUACUCGUACCUUUCUCAGGCUUCGGUCAACAUCCUGGGGCCUAACAACAUGCCGAUGCCUUUUCACCGCGACCAGAUUCCUAUGAAUCCCUUCACAGACGAUCCAGUUGGUCUCAGUUUCAUGUUCUACGUGGAGGAUUCCAGCAAGUCCAACGGAGCCACGCAUGUAAUUCCGGCCUCUCACAUUGGCCAUGUGCGCCCAUGGGAUCCAAACAGCUUUGAUGGAUCCAUCCCAGCAUCGGCCCCGGCCGGCACUUGCCUGGUGUUUAAUACUACAGUUUGGCACUCAACUGGUGUCAACACCACCAACGCUGAAAGACCCGCUCUCAUCUACGCUUUCAACCGUUACUUCAUGGGAUCAACCGUGAACCCGUAUCUGAGCUUGGGGCAAGAUGUCUUGGACAAGUUGACUUUGCGGCAAAAGCAGCUACUUGGUUUUGUUGUGCGCCCGGCAUUCAAUUGGGUUGGCAAGACCAGAUCAGCUGGCGAGCCUGUCGAGCGGGCUGAGGACGUGAGCAAGACGAGGGCAGAGUAUGUGCCGAUUGGUGGCAAGGCUACUGGCAUAGCUAGUAUUUCAGAGAGAUAUACUAGGUAG
Messenger RNA from Colletotrichum chrysophilum, 1299 nucleotides. RefSeq lists its product as uncharacterized. NCBI's taxonomy places the organism in Eukaryota, Fungi, Ascomycota, Sordariomycetes, Glomerellales, Glomerellaceae. Bases 1 to 1299 code for a protein of 432 amino acids. The transcript has 5 exons. The record is from RefSeq and is a predicted model, not a curated record.